AUGGGUGAGCUAUGCUUGUUUCAUCUUGUUUCAUUGAGAAAAUUGCCAGGAGCAGAGAAGCUUGUGGAGGCCAAGCCCAUCCAGACCGAGACCACUGCAGUUCCCCUCAAGGCCGAGAAGGUCAAGAAUGCGAAGCCCACCAAUCCUGACGAGGGUAUGGAGCCUGCGUGUCCUCCAGUGAGCAUCAAGCCUGAACCUACAGCGAACGUGAAGCCCAAAUCUCCUGCUGAGAAGAAGGACCCAGUGACAGUCAAGCCUGCACCAAAAGUGAACGUGAAGACCGAUCCUCUGAAGAAGGAGCCUGUGACAGUUAAGACUGAACCUACAGUUAGCACACCGCCCAAACCGAAGUCCAAGAAAGCCAAAGUGGACAUCAAGUUGGAAUCAUCUGGUGCGCGCCAAUCAGAGGCUUCCUUGGCUUUGGAGAGCAGGAUGUUAGCCUAUGCUGAGAAGGUUUCCCACAUGGGAGAGUACUUAAGUGUCCUGGAUCUUGCUGUUAUGGCCACAGCAGAUUGCGUUGAUGCCAGGAUUGUCUUGGACUCUCUGAGCAAACCCUUGGAGGCUGUGUCCCUCGAAGAGUACUUUACAGGCAUUGUUCCUGGAUCAUCUCCUGGAUCUAUCUUUUCUUUGAGUGGGAAUCCAGAUAAGAUUUGGACUUUCAUUCUGACAAACGCAAGCUUCGAGCCAGGAAGCGGCGUUGCAGCUAUCAACCACUUUGUUCCAGCUGUAUCCGAGUCCUGCGUUGGAGAGCGCAUUUUCCAGUCUCUUGUGAACGUGGCCAAGGCCAACUCCGAGUUGCAUGUGGCUGAGUGUGCGUCAGAAUCUCUAAGGCUGGAGGAAGAGUUGCUCGAGGCCAUGCAAAAAGAUCCUGGCAAUGCAGACCUUCAUGACCACAAGAUGCAGUUGAUGGAUGACAUGAACGAUCAGCUACAGCGUGCACAGUCUUGGGAAAGAUUUCGACAAAGAUGUGUGGCCUCUUCCCUACUCCCCAUGGAUGUUCCAGGAGACGGGAAUUGUUUGAUCUGGUCAUAUAUAGCCUUGGGCAAGGACGUCUUUCUCAAUGACGACGACCAUGAAUGCCUCAAUCCAAGCUCCCAAGAGAGUCUCGCGCUUGCGCAGACAAUUCGAAAGGAAUUGCAGAUGUCUUGGGGAGAACUUCGUAAAUUUGCUGUUUGGCAGAAUCUAUUCAAGGUUCUGAUCACAGAUGAAGGUCCAGCUACUCCCAGAAAGCGCCCAAAGGAGAAGGCUAUGACUUCUCCAAAGACUCCCCCGGAGAAAGCAUCUUGGAAAAAGCAAAAGCCUGAUGUUAAGGUGGUGGAAACCCACUCAAAGGCUCCUGGGUGGAAGAAGAAUUUACCAGAGAUGAAGCUGAAAGCACCACCGAAAAAGGAUAGAGAGAGCCAGAAAGAUGCUGAAGACGCUGAGAUUGAAGUACCAGAAGCGCAAGAUAGUGCAGUGAUUGUCGAGCACAAGCCUGAAGGCAUGAGACGGGUGCGAACUUGCAAAAAAAAGAAGCUCACCAACUUGCAGACAAAGCUCAAAGGCUUGAGGAGAUACCUGGCACAUGUAGGCAUUUCCUAUUCCAAGUGGCAACCACUGCAUUGGCGAAUGUCUGGCACCAAGAAAGCGGGCCAAUGCAAAAAUGGCUUGUGGACAGAUUGGCUGAACUCUUUUGUCGCCAAGAAGGAGAAUGAGGAGAAUUGUGAGGCUUGCAAGCAUCUCUUGAGUCACUAUGGAUAUUCGCAAGAGACAGCAAACAAGUGGAUGGCUGGUCUUGAAUGGGAUGACUGUGAUGAGCAGGAAACCAAAGAUGAUCAUGCCGAUCUUGUCCCGGACAAGGCAGCAGAGGCAGCAGAGACAGAAGUCAAGCAAGAGCCAGAAGAGACUGCGCAGGAUUUGACGGUGGAAGCAUUGAUGCGGACAGUUGACCUGUACUGUGAGGUAAUUCCACGCACCCUGGGCAUGAAGCAGCUAGUGCCAGCACGGUGUUCGCUUUGCACGUCAAAGAAGCAAUAUGAUGGCAAAGUCUUUGAUUUGCAUUCAUACAAGCCCAAAGACGCGCUGUUCUUCACAAGUCAGCACUGUGGCGGCCAGCAGCAUAGGAGACUCCUGGCUGAGAGAAAGCUGCAGGACAAGGACAAGCUCACAAAAGAUGGACCAGAAAAGACACCAUGUCAGGCGCUGUCUUUGAUUGACGAGAGUCAUUUGCUGCACGAGAAUGUCGCAAAGUGUGCCUUGAAGAAACUGGCGGCAGAGACUCUGUUUGCCAAGAUCUUUGAAACAGAAGAGCAGCAGAGAAAGCGCUUGGAUGCAGCGAAGGAAGAUGUUUUGUGGCAUCGUCACCGAAGCUCUGUGGAGAAAAUAUUCAGCUUUGAAGGCUACCAAUUGCAACAGUGGGUACGCUCAACCUUUCUUUCCACUCGCUAUGAUCAGAGAAAUGCUGAAUUCAAGAGCUUUAUGGACCUUGUGGUUACGCCUUGCCUGAGCGCAAACCUUGCCACAGCAAAUCAGCACCGACCUAUUUUGCUCCAAGCUCAGGUUUCCUUUGAGCAUUUCCUGUCCUCUCCUAGCGUGGAUGAGCUUGAAAAGAUCAGAGUCAUGAUUGCUCAAGCAUCCCUCACUGGAAAGCUGGAGUCGAACCCUCUUUUUCAGGGGCUGAUCCUUUCCUGUUUGCGGGUGGCAGAGAGAGAGCAAGCCGGAUUGAGCCUACAGGGGCAGAUUGGCAAGGCCUCCAUCAUGUACUCAGAGGCAGCUCGGGAACUGGCGUCGGAAGCCGGUAGAACAUUGUGCUUGGCCAGCAGAGGAAACGCACACUUGCUGAAACUGUUUGGCGCCCAUACGAAACCGUUCGGAAAGAAGAAUGUCUACAAGUCUCUGCAGGAUGCAUCUCUUCCGCUGCCCUUCAAUGCCCUAGACAUUGAUGGUCGUCUUUCAAGCAAUUUGCAACUCAUCGAUCAGCUUCUAUCAGCAAUGACGAACACUUCUGGUCGCCGUCUAGUGGCUGCAUUUGACUCUACAUAUUUGCUGCAGACGAUUUGCCAGCAUAUCGAUGAGGCAGGUCACGUUUCUCUCGUUGGGGCACCCUGGUCUGCAACGGAGAAGGGCGUGGCCGCGCAAGAGUUGACCGAAGAUUUUGACAUUGCAAGAGCUAAAAAGGCAACUGAUAUGUUCACCAUUCUUGCUUGGGACCCAUGCUCAAAAGAGCACUUUCCCUUGAGCCCAUUGCAGCUGCCAUUGCACUGCGCUGAAACCGAUUCCAUGACUAUUCUGAAGAUUAUGGAUCGUUUCUUGUACGAAGCCAGUGACCUUGUCGUGGGUGUCAUUUUCGAUGCUGCGUCGCAACAUCAGGCCUUGCGACGUUUGCUGUUUGGAACUCCCACAUCGGAAGACCUGAAGCUUGUUAGCGACCCAUCGUUUCGGUUCUUCAACCGGCUUAGUUAUCUAGAGCUUCCGGAGAAUCCACUGCCACGGCUACCCAUCAAGUAUGCCAUGUUCGAAGGAGAAUGCUAUUUGGCAUUGCCCGGAGUUUAUUAUAUGAUCACCUCAAAUGAAGGAGAGCAGCUGGAAAUGCGGGCCGUUCCAUGGCAUUGCAGAGGAGCUCUUCUCUUUUCAGUGACCACUGCAUUGCUCUACAGUCCUUGCGUGCACCAGUCCAUGAGUACCACAGACAGACUUCAGAAUGCACUGUCCGGCUUCUUGGUCUGGGACUUGUGGAUGUUGCUGGCAGCCCGUCUAGAGAGAUCCCAUGCGAAUGCCGAGCUUGAUGUAGAAUCCUUCAUCCGAACGGCAGCUGUGCAGACUUUGAAGCAAGUCAAGGACAAACUAGCCAGCAAAGCAGCCAAAGUGGUGAAGGAAGCUGCACCAGAGUUCCAAGACAAUGAUGCUGAGAGUGACAACGAGCAGGCGAUGGCAGCUCGCAAUCCGCAACUUGAAGCAUAUGCUUUGUGGGGUAGGAAUCAGAAAGACCUGUGCAACCAUGCCUUGUCGCGAGUGUCUGACCUGAUCCAGGGUGCUGAUGACAAAGCUUCUGAUAUGGAGGAGCCUCAGCCUUCUGAUCCUUCUGCCGUUGAUGCGGACAUGAACAUGAGCAGGCUUGCUGAGGAGGAGAAGAAGCAGGUCCUGACAGAGAUCGCCGAAGACGAUGGAAACUUGCACCCAGGACUGGUGACAACCAUAUGGAAGGGCGGUAAGAAGAAACGGGUCACACCACUUGCUUGUGAGAUUGGAUCCUUGGCCGCCUUCCGUGUUGUGAAGCUGGAGCAUUGCUCACGCAAGGAGCAUGAAAUGGUUGACCAGUUCUAUGUGACUCUCACUGGUACGUCUUUGGCUAUGAUUCAGGAUUCCAAGAAAAUGGUGGCAGGUGAGUGGCGGAUGGAAGCUUCUGCCAGGGUGAUUUCACACAAGGUGAAAGAGAAAGCAAAGGCGCCUGUCAAGAGCACCAUCAAGAAGAAGAAGGCGCUGAUUGAGAACAUUGAGAAGAAUUACAGCAGGUGUGCUUCUGCUGCUGGGCAAACCAGGACGGGAAUUCUGCAGAAGGCUCCCAAAUUCUUCAGCUACUCGUUCACCACCCGCAAUCGCCUCGUAUGGGCUCGCAAGGUCUACACGCAUUUGCAGCAGAUUCGAGCACAGCUUUCAAGUUCUCCGCCUGUGCGGACCAUGUGGCUGCGUUGGAUUCGAGACCUUUGUGAGUUCAGGGAUGAGACAGAGUAG
Molecule: messenger RNA, 4710 nt
Organism: Durusdinium trenchii
Lineage: Eukaryota; Dinophyceae; Suessiales; Symbiodiniaceae
Source: the annotation of a GenBank genome assembly